AUGGCUUUGUCCCUCUCGCGCUCUGAGCUCAAGCACGAGGACGGCGUCGUUGUCGAUCAGCUGGAAGAUUCCUCUAAAGUAUAUGGCUCUCACACCAGCAGCACCGUACCUCAACACUACAAGCCACAGACAGAAGAGCAGCGAGCCCUAGACAGGAAGAUCAACCUGAAACUCGACAUCUUCGUGGUUGCCAUCCUCUCAGCAGGCUUCAUCCUCUGCGGAAUCGACAAGACGAACAUUGGCUUCAUUGCAACAAGCACAUUCAUAACCGACGCUCACCUAUCCCCCAACACUGUGGCCACCACCCUUACCCUCUUCAGCGCAACCUACGUUCCCCUCCAGCCGCUCUCUACCCUUGCAGCCCGCCGCAUCGGUCCUAAAUGGUGGAUCGCGUUCCUUCUCAUCAUCUGGGGCGCGCUGUGCAUGGCCCACGCCGCCGUAAAGAACAACGCCACGCUGGUCGCCCUGCGCCUCCUCCUCGGCGCCGCGGAGAGCGGGUUCACGCCGUCGAGCUACUACCUCAUGUCGAUGGUGUAUCCCAAGUACGCGCUGGGGAUGCGUAUGGGUGUUUUCUCGGGUAUGUUUGCGAUCGCAGGGGCCUGCGCGGGACUAAUUUCCUAUGGGCUUUUGCACAUCAACAAUGAGCAUAUCAAGGGAUGGCAGGUCGUCUUCCUGUUUGAAGGAGGGCUGACUGUUCUUGUUGGAGUGUUGACUCUCCUCCUGGUGCCGAGCAAUGUGCACACAGCCUGGUUCCUGAGCCCGACAGAGAGGGCGCAUGCUGUUGGACGAAUGGUGACAGAUCUGGCGGCGUCGCAGCGGCUUGAAGACGAAGCCGAAGUCGUAGCCGAGAGCGACACCAUCUCGUUGAAAGACAUCACUGACGUGCUGAAGGACUGGAAGAAGCUGUUGAUCAUGCUGUUCAACAUGACGGGUGUGCUUCCCGUCAGCGCCUUCACCACCUUCCUGCCGCUCAUCGUCGAGGGGAUGGGGUACAACGGCAUCCGCGCCACGGUGAUGAGCGUGCCGCCAUUCGUCGUCGGGGCUGUAGGGCUUGUCCUUAUUGUCUACUCGAGUGACCGGUUCAAGGAACGGUCGCUUCACAUUGUUGGAGGGAUGCUGCUAGCGUUGGUGGGAUGCAUCGUCAUGGCCACCUCGAGUGAUCCGAAACUCCGUUAUGGGUUUUCCCACGUGUGUCUCGCGGGGGUGUUCGUCUCUGGGCCACUUGCAGCAGUUUGGCUGGCUGGUAAUACGCCGCUCAAGGGUCCGCGGUCCUUUGCACUGGGCCUCAACGGAUGGACGAACAUCGGGGGAGUCAUCGCAGGCCAAAUAUUCAACGUCAAGUACGCGCCAACGUACAAAGUACCACUUGUUAUCACGAUGGUUUUGAUUGCCUUUGGUGCUGUUGGCAUGGUUUUCGUCCGAGUUAUGUACCAGCUCACGAAUAGGUGGAGGACCCGCAAGACUGCACGCUGGGGCGAGAGCGAACAUGCUGCAGAAGCAGACUCUCCUGUUCGCAGAGGUGACCAGAAGUAUACUUACAUCUAUGGGUACUGA
This is a messenger RNA of Penicillium lagena, 1554 nucleotides long. RefSeq lists its product as uncharacterized. NCBI's taxonomy places the organism in Eukaryota, Fungi, Ascomycota, Eurotiomycetes, Eurotiales, Aspergillaceae. Bases 1 to 1554 code for a protein of 517 amino acids. The record is from RefSeq and is a predicted model, not a curated record. Gene Ontology annotation, biological process: transmembrane transport. The transcript has 4 exons. Gene Ontology annotation, molecular function: transmembrane transporter activity. Gene Ontology annotation, cellular component: membrane.